Molecule: messenger RNA, 785 nt
Organism: Pygocentrus nattereri (red-bellied piranha)
Lineage: Eukaryota; Metazoa; Chordata; Actinopteri; Characiformes; Serrasalmidae
Gene: s100t
Product: S100 calcium binding protein T
Exons: 3
Coding region: 55-396 (113 amino acids)
Molecular function (GO): transition metal ion binding; calcium ion binding
Source: RefSeq, a predicted model, not a curated record
CCUCGCUUGCACUCUUUUGACGAAAGUAAAGGCAGCACUCAUCCGACUCACAGAAUGAACUCCACCCUGAACUCUGAGAAUGCCUCCACUCUUGAGAACGCCAUGCAGCUGAUGAUCCAAACCUUCCACAAAUAUUCUGGCAAUGAAGGGGACAAGUACACACUCAGCAAGGCGGAACUCAAAGAGAUGCUGACACAGGAGCUGGGCAACUAUCUCGGGAAUGCUCAAGACAAGGAUGCUGUGGACAAGGUGAUGGGUGACCUGGAUGCCAACAACGAUGGCGAAGUGGACUUCACAGAGUUCAUUAUCUUGGUGGGGGCACUCACCGUAGCCUGCAACGACUUCUUCCUGGAGUACCAUCAGGACGAAAACAAGAAGUCGGCCAAGACAGACUAGGUACCAUCCUAUCUCUCUGAACUCAAGCCAACAAAUGACCACUGAAUGACAGAGGGUGACGGGAUGAGAAAUGAGGGGAGAUGAAGGGGAGGUGGGGGAUAUGCAUGUGUACGAUCCUUACCCACGUACGAGUAAGGCGUAACACCAUACACUUGUCCAUGGCUGGGAAAAACACACCACAGGUCGUGGCGACCUGCUUUGACCCCCCCACAAAUAAAUUCUUGAGUGAAAAGUUAGGGAGUGAGAUCCAGUUCAAUGAUGGUCAUUGUUGAAUAUGUGAAUAUUGUCACUUCCCUUUCUCUCUUUUGUUUUUUAAAACCUUUUUUGUGUCUGAUCAUUGCAAGAACAUUCUUCAACAUUAUAAUAAAUUUCAACUUUUAAAGACUAAA